Messenger RNA from Sycon ciliatum, 1751 nucleotides. RefSeq lists its product as uncharacterized. Bases 222 to 761 code for a protein of 179 amino acids. Lineage: Eukaryota; Metazoa; Porifera; Calcarea; Leucosolenida; Sycettidae. The record is from RefSeq and is a predicted model, not a curated record. Gene Ontology annotation, cellular component: membrane. The transcript is spliced from 4 exons.
GGCCUUCCUGAAGAGCUACAGUUCUCAGUCCGGUAAUGUCGCAGUUUCAUUCACAAGUUACUUCAGGUUUCCAGGCACCGAGUGGAUAAAGGAAUCCAGAGUACCAUUAGAUCUUCAUCACAAUCAUUAGCAUCGCCCAGAUUCAGAUGUACGGCUCGCAUUCGGAGAAGAUUCAGUGACUUCCAAGUUCCAACAAAGAUCUCGGCCGUCCCUGCGAACCUAUGAGUAUGGUGCACCCUCUGCUGAUACGACAUGGCCUCAAUGUCUUGGUGCUGGUGACGAUCUGGCUCAUGAUGGCGUCGAAUGCCAAACCUGAGUGGUAUGAAGUGGAGUCGGCACGCGCAGAGAUCGGCAUCUGGCGACUUUGCGUAACAAGGGAUGUGAGGCGCUGUGUUAGUCUACUGAAGGAUAGGCCAGGCAUUGACGUCAAUGGAUCGCUGCGAAGUGCGCAGGCCUUUUCGGUGCUGGCCACAAUCUUCUCCUGUACUGCUGCAGUCCUGAUCUUCGUCAUGGAGCUAGGCCUUGUCAAACCGGAUAUGCUGCUGGGAAUACCCCGGGUACUGUUGGCCCUGUCCGCACUGUUCAUGUUCGUUGGAGCAUUGUCAUUCCUGGGCUUCAUCGACGAAACCAGCUUGAGUGAUCUUCCGGACUCUCGCUACUCCAUCAGCUUCAUUUUUGCUUGGGUGAGUGUCGGCACGGCGGUGGCAUCAGCUCUUCUUGCCCAUUUCCAUCAUUCAGCGUUAGCCAACAAGACCUUUUAGGUUAGUAUUGCCCUACAGGUACAUGAUUGUAUCUCCCGGGAACGCUCAGCCACCGACAAGGAUAAUACAUAUACAUCAUUUUCAUUUCAUGAUUGUCUCAUGGUAUUAUCUCGUCACUAAUUGCUCUAUUUAUCGCAUUGUUACAAUCCUUUCUCCAAAACGCCUGUUUGGAUAUUAAUUAAAAUAAUUGCAACAGUACACGUACUCUGAGUGCUGUUGCUGUGGAAAUGUCAGCUUUAGUAAAUUAGAAUUAAUUUUAGAAUCAGAAGCUCUCCCAAUCCUUUCAAAAUUUUAGUAAAUUAGUUGCUUGUUUCGAAAUGCAUGCAGGCCGGCUUGCUUUCCCUAUUCACGGUUUCUGCUUCUCUCGACUCUGAAAUAAAUCUGCCUUGUCUUCUGAUCUGCCACAGUGAGUGUGUGCUCCACACUACAAUGAUUCCACCGUACUGUACAUGUACAUGUACAUGUACAUGUAUGUCAAAUGCUAGGUAUUAGGGCAUGUGUCGUGUCCGUGUGUUUCUAUCUGUAUUGUAUUCCGUCUGCUCCUACGUAACAUGUAUCUUUGUCAAGUGUUUGCCGUGGCGUCGAUGUGUCUCGUCUAUGAAUAGCGUUGGGAAACCUAUCACUAUUCAUGCUUUGCUGGCUUGCUGCUCGCUCGCUUCGCUCCUUCAGCUUGCACGCUACUAUAAUUAUAGCAGUAUAUAGGUCGAUGCUUUGCGUCGAUGGGUGGUUGUUGUUGUUGUUCUUGCUUCUCUGUUGCUUGGAAUUACUCGGUCCUAGAGUGAAGCUUUGGUCUUCUUGUGUGGUGAGGGUGAGGAAUGGGUAUCUGGACUCCUGGUAUAUUUCCGUAAAGAACCUGGAAUCGUAGAAUCCUGAUAGGAUGUCUGGCCCACUCCCCGGUCAUGACAUUUGGCGACCACGCCAGGAUGUCCAGUGCCACUAACAUUCCGAACCCUCGGCAGCGAGAGGGAGCGCUGCCAAUAGCCAUCGCCA